UCCUGAUUUAAUGGUCUGCGUAUAAUGUUGAAUCCUUUUCGGCAGAAUCAGAGUCCUCAAGGAUGUUAUGCUAUCAGCGCAGGCGCAAAGGCCUGGAAGGGCUUGUUAAACCUGGAGAAGCAAUCAACUCUGGGAAUGAAGGCCAAGGACCUGUGCAUCAAGUUGCAGACUUACCAGGAGAGAAUUCAAUGAUGGAGUCCAUUCUAACACUAACGGCGCCAGCUGCACCAAGUCAAGUUAGCAGCAGUCAGUGCAAGCGAUUAAAACUGAGGGUUGAUCCUGCAAAAGCAAGCAACUCUGGGAACAAAGGCCGAGGACCCGUGCAUCAAAUUGCAUACUUGCCAGGAAAGAAUUCUAUGAUGGAUAGCACUCCACAAACUGUAAGAAUAGUUGUUGUGGGACUGAUGGCACCAAGUCAAGAUAAGAGUGGCCCUCAGCCCAAACAAUCAAAACGGAGGAUUAAUCCUGUGAAAGCAAGCAACUCUGCAUGCAAACAAUCUCAACAUCCACGACAGAGAAAAAAUCGUAAAAGAGUAGCAGCUGACUUGGAUGACUCGGAAGCUGAGCAAACUAGAGCAAGUGUUUCCCGUGCUCAUAGACAAUCAAGGAGAAGAGUAAGAAAUGCCAGGCAAAAAGGAAUGUUAGAUGACAAAUUACUAAACAAAUACCUGGGAGAUUUGUGGCAGACUAUUCCAAGAGAGAAGAAGGAUUCUCAUGAUUAUAUAGACUGUUUGUGGUUUGAGAUGUAUCUUGAAGGAGACAGAAAGAAACCAUUGGGAUAUAUCAAGAGGGAUAGAAAAUUUUCGAAAAAAUAUGUCUUUCUUCCUAUUUGUCUAUACAACCACUGGAGCCUUUUGAUAUUUUGUCACGUGGGGGAAGAUCUGCAAUCAAAAGCCGCAACUCCUUGUAUUUUACUACUGGAUUCAAUGCGGAAGAACAAUCCAAAGCAGGACAUUGAAAAAGUUCUCAGAGAAUUCUUGUUAGAUAUAUAUGAAGGAGAGGGGAGAUCAGUAAGUAAACAGCAGAUUGACAAGAUUCCUCUUUUGGUACCCAAGGUUCCGCAGCAGACUGGUGACAAGGAAUGCGGAUAUUAUGUUCUUUAUUACAUAACUCAGUUCCUAAUGAGUUCUCCAGAAAGUUUUAGCGUCUCUGAUGGCUACCCGGACUUUAUGUCACAAGACUGGUUUACUGCUGAACAAGUGACAUCAUUUCGCGAAACUCUCCCUGCACCUGACCAAGAAACAGGUUCAAGGAAUGAUUCCUCUGAUGAUGCGUCAGAUGAUGUAGUAUGUCUAUAACAUAGCAUUGAGAAGCUGCAAUUUACAGAAGACAGAAAAUUAUUCCUAAUUUACGAGUAUCGUUUUUCUUUCUUGAAAAUUUUUAUUGGGAAUUUCUGGACUUGAGCUGGACUUGAGUUAUGAGUUGAAGGGAUGUUUUGGUAAUGUGAAGUUUGUACUGAACUGCAUGA
This is a messenger RNA of Daucus carota subsp. sativus, 1468 nucleotides long. RefSeq lists its product as uncharacterized. The coding region runs from base 63 to 1298 and encodes 411 amino acids. The transcript has 9 exons. The record is from RefSeq and is a predicted model, not a curated record. Gene Ontology annotation, biological process: proteolysis. Gene Ontology annotation, molecular function: cysteine-type peptidase activity. NCBI's taxonomy places the organism in Eukaryota, Viridiplantae, Streptophyta, Magnoliopsida, Apiales, Apiaceae.